AUGGCCCAAGGCUACCAUAUCUGCGCCUCGGUACAAGCAGAUGGUGAGCUUGUAAACCGUGGGAAGAACGAUGCGCCUCCGCCACCGAAGCCUGCGCAGCCUCGCGAUCCAUCCUACGGAGCUUGA
This is a messenger RNA of Pyricularia pennisetigena, 126 nucleotides long. RefSeq lists its product as uncharacterized. Lineage: Eukaryota; Fungi; Ascomycota; Sordariomycetes; Magnaporthales; Pyriculariaceae. The transcript is spliced from 2 exons. The record is from RefSeq and is a predicted model, not a curated record. The coding region runs from base 1 to 126 and encodes 41 amino acids.